Aethalodelphis obliquidens (Pacific white-sided dolphin) is the source of this 1701-nucleotide messenger RNA. RefSeq names its product zinc finger AN1-type containing 2A (gene ZFAND2A). Bases 301 to 786 code for a protein of 161 amino acids. The transcript is spliced from 5 exons. Gene Ontology annotation, molecular function: zinc ion binding. Gene Ontology annotation, biological process: protein targeting to ER; proteasome-mediated ubiquitin-dependent protein catabolic process. Gene Ontology annotation, cellular component: endoplasmic reticulum; cytoplasm. The record is from RefSeq and is a predicted model, not a curated record. Lineage: Eukaryota; Metazoa; Chordata; Mammalia; Artiodactyla; Delphinidae.
UCGGGGGCGCGCCGGGGACGCCCGGAGGGCGGUGGCUCUCUGACCCGGCGGCUAUGAAUAAAUGGCCGGGAGGUGCUGGCGGCGCGAUGCUGGGCUCUCCCGCGGACUCGGACCGGCCUCGGCCGUCGCUCGGAUCCUGUUUUCCUCGUCCCUUUGGCCUUGUCCCCCGCGGCUGACCGCGGACAGGGAGACAGCUCUUGGUCUCUGCCACCUUCCGCUCCCCUCUGCGGCUGCGCAGGCCUCAGACGAGGGCCAGGUUACAUUUCACUCUGUCAUCUGUGUUUUGGACAUUUUCUCAUAAUGGAGUUCCCUGAUUUGGGGAAGCAUUGUUCAGAAAAAACCUGCAAUCAGCUAGAUUUUCUUCCGUUAGAAUGUGAUGCAUGUAAACAAGAUUUCUGUAAAGAUCACUUUACCUGUGCUGCACAUAAAUGUCCCUUUGCAUUCAAGAAGGAUGUUCAGGUGCCAGUGUGCCCACUUUGUAACAGCCCCAUCCCAGUAAAAACGGGAGAGGUCCCAGACGUGGUGGUCGGUGAGCACAUGGAUGGAGCUUGUAAGCACCACCCCGGGAAGAAGAAAGAGAAGAACUUCAGGCGGAAUCGGAGCCGCCACCUGUGGUCACUUCUCCAUCCUCAACUAGAGUCUAAGGAGACUCGGGUUGGACAUGGCCCGUGGCAGCUGGUCCACUCCUCGGACUGGAGACUCUCGGAGCCCUGCACGCGUCCCCAGGCCCAGCCCAGCACUGCACGCUCCCUGGGGCCUCCGGGUUUAUUUGGGUGGUUUCCCUAGGAUGCGGGCUGCGCUGCCCCCUGCUGUCUUGGCCUUUAGAGCUUAUCUCCAGGGCACUGGCUUCUGACCACCUUACCUCACGGUUUCUGUACGUUACACUAAAUACAGAACAAAUGCAAUUAUGACAAAUAACCUGGAACAGGAGAGGGUGAAGUCUGUCCCUGAGCUUCCAGCCCAGACCCUCUGAUUGGAGGCCCCCCCCCGACCCCUUCCUGGCCCGUCUCCUCCAGCCCGUUGCUGCUGCUCAUGUUUGCCAUGCCUCCGAGCCUUCCGGAAGCUUCGGUGACCAGGCCCUCCUCCCUCCUGGCUCCACCCUCACUUCCCCACCGCGCGCUGCCCCUCCUCGUCUUCCGGGCUCCACUGGCACCUGCACUGUUUCCACGCACCCGGGUCACUCGCCCUUCUUGGCCAGAGGGCUGCCCCCCAGCUGCCGGACCCCUCCUCCCUGACACCGUCACCCACACAGAGUCGGAAGUGCCCGGGAGUUUAUAUCACCGCAAAGACCCCGCAGUAACUAACGGCUGUGCCGGCUCCCCUGCCCCUGACGGGACACAGCCUGCGCCAGCUCCCCCUAGGGCUGUGCGCCACGCCUCGGGCCUGGCCUCCUUCCCUCCCGUGUCCCCGUCCCCUGCCCCCCGUCUUGUUCUUUUCCUGCAGUACCCCCCCAAGCACCUCACAUGAGACCCCAACUUAAAAUGCCGCUUUUGUAUUUACCACUUGUUAAAACUUUUCUGUCUCCUAAACUAGUAUUUCCUUGUUUACCUGACAGAAAGACAUCUCAGCGAAACCCCGGUGCCUUCAUUCUGUUUAGCUAAGGACCGUUUCUAGUUUAAAUGCCGAUGGUCUCAUGGGGGGGCGGGGCUUGUCGAAUGAUUGCUCGGUGAGGCUGCUGGAACAUUGAAGCAACUUGUACUU